GGUGGAAAUUAUCAUUGGACUAAUAUAUGUCUAACUUUCAAACGCACUGCCACCGGGCGUGCACGUGCUCGAUCUUGCUACUUCAAUCCUCGGUGAAAGAUGACUAAUUCUCUGAAUACGUUUACCCAGCUGGAGGAGGCACUCAGUCUCACCUGACAACGGUACAUACAUGUCGUGGCUUGUCGUGUUUGAACUUACGUGUUCUGCGUGCGUGCCGAUUUCGGAGGUCUGGCGGAGGUAUAAAGCGUGCUCUUUCCACGCUGCAGCCUUUUUUUCUCCAUUGACGGCUGGGCGAAGCAUGAUCAAUCGAGAUACUUCUGAGAGCGGCAUGAUGGAGGUUUUCGAAUCCUCUCGACUACUUCUGCAACAAUGGGGAUGUAAACCAACUAUGUUGGUGCUUGGGAAUGGCUGUUGCGGUAGGGUCGAGGAAUCAUACGGGAGCGAAUUUGGGUUGGUGUGCAGAAUUGCCCGAAGUGGAUUCAAAUGGCGGGGGCUCGUGGAGCGAAGCUGUCGUCUUCCUCUAUGAUGCCCAGGCGGUGAUGAUGGACAUCCUGAGUUGACUGCGAAUCGAUGAUGUGGAGGAGCCAUACAAUUCUUCUCCAGUAGACUUCAGCGCUGGUUAGAAAUAAACGGCAUUUAUAGCAGCUGUUGUCGAUCUACACUUCAAGGUGAUCUCGGG
Molecule: messenger RNA, 679 nt
Organism: Mytilinidion resinicola
Lineage: Eukaryota; Fungi; Ascomycota; Dothideomycetes; Mytilinidiales; Mytilinidiaceae
Exons: 2
Coding region: 170-526 (118 amino acids)
Source: RefSeq, a predicted model, not a curated record